GGGAAGGGAAGGCGCCAUGCCGCCCGCCACGGCAGCCAGCCCGGAGUGCGCCCUGUGCGAGGCUUUCGUGCGCCUGAAGGGGCUGGCCGUGCUCGCCAUGGGUACCGGAGUGGCCUUUGUUGUUCUCCGGAAGCCCCUUCCCCUCCCCUGGAGCGCCCUCUUCUCUCUGGCUUUGGCCGCCUUACCCAGCUAUGCAAUUACCCGGAAGCAGCUGAAGAAAUGUGCUGACUUGUGGGACUUCCAGCCCCCCCCCCAAGGUAGCCCAAAGGUGAGCAAUGGGGGGGUUUGAAGCUGUUCAAAGGCUGCAGCCCCACUGCAGAUCCCUGAAUUUCAAGCCCAACCAGGCAGGACACGGAUGGCUGCUUAGGAGAAGCCAUGCAACCAUUUGGAACUUCGUGCAGUGUGUGAACAAGGUCGCAGGUGCCAGGCCUGCGUUGGCCUCCCCCUGGCAAAGGCUGGCAGAUUUUAUGCCCUCUGUAUAAAGGAGUCUCAGAGACCUUUGACUG
This is a messenger RNA of Protobothrops mucrosquamatus (brown spotted pit viper), 506 nucleotides long. RefSeq names its product transmembrane protein 141 (gene TMEM141). NCBI's taxonomy places the organism in Eukaryota, Metazoa, Chordata, Lepidosauria, Squamata, Viperidae. The transcript is spliced from 4 exons. The record is from RefSeq and is a predicted model, not a curated record. Bases 17 to 289 code for a protein of 90 amino acids.